This is a messenger RNA of Oncorhynchus keta (chum salmon), 4119 nucleotides long. Its product is annotated as ubiquitin carboxyl-terminal hydrolase 37-like. The transcript is spliced from 11 exons. Lineage: Eukaryota; Metazoa; Chordata; Actinopteri; Salmoniformes; Salmonidae. The record is from RefSeq and is a predicted model, not a curated record. Bases 22 to 996 code for a protein of 324 amino acids. Gene Ontology annotation, molecular function: cysteine-type endopeptidase activity; cysteine-type deubiquitinase activity. Gene Ontology annotation, cellular component: cytosol; nucleus. Gene Ontology annotation, biological process: protein deubiquitination; G1/S transition of mitotic cell cycle.
UUGGUCAGGUCUCGGGACGCCAUGGCCCGCCUCCGCAACCUGUUCAGUAAGAGUAGCACCCAGCUGGGGGAGCAGAGCUGCACAGGCGAGGGUGAAGACAACACCAAGCUCCUCGGGUUGCCUAAUAUUGGCAACACCUGCUUCAUGAACUCUGCUCUGCAGUGCCUGCUGGGGCUGCCAGCAUUUUGCAGAGACAUCCUGAGACAGAAGAACAUCUGGAGUUCCUCCCCCUCCUCUAAACUGCUAUGCUGCUUUGCUGAGUUACAUCAGGCCAGGCUUUCUGGAGGCACUGUUAAUGCUAAGAAAAAGGAAAAGAAGAAAAUCCUUCAAACAGUCAAACGCUGUCUCUCCGUUGUCAAUGAGGACUAUGAGGACGACGAUGAACAGGAUGCCCAUGAAUGUGUGGUGCUCCUCCUCUUACAGCUGAAGGAGGAGGGUAUGGCAUUAAAGGGCUCACCAGAGCCAUACACCUGCCCCGUGAAGCAGUUAGAAUUCAAGCUGAAGACUUCCCGUACCUGCACCAGCUGUGGAGUUAUAGUUUAUGGUCAGGAGGAUUAUAAUCACCUGUCACUGAGCCUGAGCCAUUACCUGACACACAGCCUGGACCUCUACUUUAAGCCAUCUGCGUUAGAGUGUGCAUGCAGGGUGUGCUCAGGCAGCAUGGCAUCUGUGACUAGGCACUUCCUCACGCUGCCCCGGGUCCUAAUGCUUCAUAUUAAGCGGUUUACUGCAGGCAACUGGGAGCCAGAGAAGGUGGACGAUCCCAUGUCCAUCCCUGCAGAACUGACCCUCCCAGCCCUAUGUGGGGAGACAGCCCCUGUCCAGCAUGGAGCCAGGGCAAGCUCACUGGGGAACAACAACAUGGACAACACAUCUGCAAACUCCCCGAAAGGCACCCUUGAUAAACCAGAGACACCAGCCAGACAAUAUCUACAAAUUGUCAAGUGUGAUCUCACAUCUGGGAGACAACAUGUAUACAGGCCACUACAUCAGUGAUGUUUUGGACAGCCGUGGCAGUGGGUGGCUCUGCCUGGAUGACGCAAGUGUCUUGAGGACAGAUGAGGCCACUGUGCUGAGGGCGAGGGCACAGACGGCCUACAUCCUGUUCUAUGUCUGCAGUGGAGCAGGGGAAGGAGACCAGGCCCCUCAGGACCAGGAGAACCUAUCAUAAAACUCAGGGAGAUGCACAGAGCCCAGGAACCACCUGGAGUAACACCUACCACAAUACCAAGAAACAUCAGAUUAAUCGAAUCAGGCUGCCCUACACCACCAUCAGGCUGCCCUACACCACCAUCAGGCUGCCCUAGACCACCAUCAGGCUGCCCUACACCACCAUCAGGCUGCCCUACACCACCAUCAGGCUGCCCUACACCACCAUCAGGCUGCCCUAGACCACCAAUCAGGCUGCCCUACACCACCAUCAGGCUGCCCUACACCACCAUCAGGCUGCCCUACACCACCAUCAAGCUGCCCUACACCACCAUCAAGCUGCCCUAGACCACCAUCAGGCUGCCCUACACCACCAUCAAGCUGCCCUAGACCACCAUCAGGCUGCCCUACACCACCAUCAAGCUGCCCUACACCACCAUCAAGCUGCCCUACACCACCAUCAGGCUGCCCUACACCACCAUCAAGCUGCCCUAGACCACCAUCAGACACCCCUACUCCACCAUCAGGCUGCCCUACACCACCAUCAAGCUGCCCUACAUCACCAUCAAGCUGCCCUAGACCACUAUCAGGCUACCCUACACCGCCAUCAAGCUGCCCUACACCACCAUCAGGCUGCCCUACACCACCAUCAAGCUGCCCUAGACCACCAUCAGGCUGCCCUACACCACCAUCAAGCUGCCCUAGACCACCAUCAGGCUGCCCUACACCACCAUCAAGCUGCCCUACACCACCAUCAAGCUGCCCUACACCACCAUCAGGCUGCCCUAGACCAUCAUCAAGCUGCCCUAGACCACCAAGGAAUAAUUCUGCUCUAAACGACCAGGGCAACGGGCUUCCCUAAACCACCAGGACAUCAGGCUGCCCUAGACCACCAGUACAUCAGGCUUCCCUAAACCACCAGGACAUCAGGCUGCCCUAGACAUCAGGCUUCCCUACACCACCAGGACAUCAGGCUGCCCUACACCACCAGGACAUCAGGCUUCCCUACACCACCAGGACAUCAGGCUUCCCUACACCACCAGGACAUCAGGCUUCCCUACACCACCAGGACAUCAGGCUGCCCUAGACCACCAGGCUGCCCUAGACCACCAGGCUGCCCUAGACCACCAGGCUGCCCUAGACCAUCAGGCUGCCCUAGACCACCUGGACAUCAGGCUGCCCUAGACCACCAGAGGAAACCGCCUACACCACAAAGCAUGUACCCACUUUAGGCCAUCUACUGUAUGUUUACAAUUAUAUAAAUAUAAAACAUCUCACCGACCGAGUGCAAUUUAUUUUCCUUUACUGUACAUGGUAGUGAAUAAAUGUACCUACAGUGCAUUCAGAAAGUAUUCAGACCCCUUGACCUUUUCCACAUUUUGUUAAGUUACAGCCUUAUUCUAAAAUUCAUUAAAUUGUUUUUUUUUCUUCUCAUCAAUCUAUACACAAUACCCCAUAAUAACAGAAAAAAAAUGAUUUUUAGAUUUCUUUGCAAAUUUAUAAAGAAAACAAAAAUCUGAAAUAUCACAUUUACAUAAGUAGUCAGACCUUUUACUCAGUACUUUGUUGAAGCACCUUUGGCAGUGAUUACAGCCUGGAGUCUUCUUGGCACUCCUGCAUUUCUCCCAGUCUUCUCUGGAGAUCCUCUCAAGCUCUAUCAGGUUGGAUGGGGAGCGUCACUGCACAGCUAUUUUCAGGUCUCUCCAGAGAUGUUAGAUCGGGUUCAACUCUGGGCUCUGGCUGGGCCACUCAAGGACAUUCAGAGACUUGUCCCCAAGCAACUCCUGCAUUGUCUUGGCUGUGUGCAUAUGGUCAUUGUCCUAUUGGAAGGUGACCCCUUCACCCCAGUCUGAGAUCCUGCAUGCUCUGGAGCUGGUUUUCAUCAAGGAUCUCUCUGUAAUAAUAAUAAUAAUAUAUGCCAUUUAGCAGACGCUUUUAUCCAAAGCGACUUAGUCAUGUGUGCAUACAUUCUACGUAUGGGUGGUCCCGGGGAUCGAACCCACUACCCUGGCGUUACAAGCGCCAUCUUUCCCUCGAUCCUGACUAGUCUCCCAGUCCCUGCUUCAGAAAAACAUCCCUACAGCAUGUUGCUACCACCACCAUGCUUCACCGUAGAAAUGGUGCCAGGUUUCCUCCAGAUGUGAUGCUUGGCAUUCAGGCCUAAGAGUUCAAUCUUGGUUUCAUCAGACAAGAGAAUCUUGUUUCUCAUCUGAGGGUCUUGAGGUGGCUUUUGGCAAACUCCAAGCAUGCUGUCAUGUGGCCUUUUACUGAGAAAUGGCUUCCGUCUGGCCACUCUACCAUAAAGGCCUGAUUGGUGGAGUGCUGCAGAGAUGGUUGUCCUUCUGGAAGAUUCUCCAACCUCCACAGAGGGACUCUGGAGCUCUGUCAGAGUGACCACCAGGUUCUUGUUCACCUCCCUGACCAAGGCUCUUCUCCCGAUUGCUCAGUUUGGCUGGGCGGCCAAACUGCCUUUGGUUUUUGUUCUGACAUGAAAUGUCACUGCGGAACCUUAUAUUGACAGGUGUGUGCCUUUCCAAAUCAUGUACAAGUAUUUUUGUUUUUAAUGUUGUUUACAUUUGCUAGAAUUUCUAAAAACCUGUUUUCGCUUUGUCAUUAUGGGGUAUUGUGUGUAGAUUGAUAAGGAUUUUACAUUUUUUUGUCCAUUCUGAAUAAGGCUGUAACGUAUGUGGGAAAAGUCAAGGGGUCUGAAUACUUUCCGAAUGCACUGUACAAGAGGCAAUCCCUAGUGGAAAAAGUUAAUAUUACAAUAAUACUGUGUGUCUGUGCACAGUCUAUAGACUACGCGCUCCCUCAGGGCUUCAAUGUAACCACCAAUGAAGUAAUGGAACAAUGUAUGGCAAUGUAACAUGGACCAUACGUCACAUAUCAGUUUGAAGACAGUCUUUCCCACAACUACUGUGGGAAAGACUAAGAGGACAUCAACGUGUUGCACAAGAAUGACAGAAUAAA